This is a messenger RNA of Sordaria macrospora k-hell, 327 nucleotides long. RefSeq lists its product as uncharacterized. Gene Ontology annotation, cellular component: extracellular region; fungal-type cell wall. Lineage: Eukaryota; Fungi; Ascomycota; Sordariomycetes; Sordariales; Sordariaceae. The record is from RefSeq and is a predicted model, not a curated record. Gene Ontology annotation, molecular function: structural constituent of cell wall.
AUGCAGUUCUCCAGCAUCGCCACCUUCCUCACUCUCGCCAUGACCGCCGCCGCGGCUCCGGCUGAGCUCGUCUCUCGCACGACCCCCGUCACUCCCUCAACCUGCGCCGGUGACUACAAGCCCUACUGCUGCAACAGCGAGCCCCCGACGGGCCUCCUCCCCCAAGUCAUCGCUGGCCUGCUCGGCGUCAACGUCAACGCCCUGCUCUCCUGCACUGUCGGUGUCAUCGGUGGCCAGUGCUCCAACAACGUCAAGUGCUGCAAUGGCAAUGCUGUCAACAACGGCAACAGCUUGAUCUUCAUCGGCAACGUCCAGUGCCUCCUCUAA